Molecule: messenger RNA, 3556 nt
Organism: Phalacrocorax carbo (great cormorant)
Lineage: Eukaryota; Metazoa; Chordata; Aves; Suliformes; Phalacrocoracidae
Source: RefSeq, a predicted model, not a curated record
CCACGCCCACGGCGUGCGCGGGGCGGGGAGGGGAGGCUGCCGCGCGCCGCCGGCAUGGCGCUGCGCUCACGGCCCUGGUCCCGGCUGCUGCCCCUCGGCUGCUUCGCGCUGCUGCUGCCGCCGCCCGGCGCCGCCGAGUUCAGCCCCUCCCUGGACAGCGACUUCACCUUCACGCUUCCCGCCGGCCGCAAGGAGUGCUUCUACCAGCCCAUGCGCAAGGAGGCCUCGCUGGAGCUCGAGUACCAGGUUCUAGAUGGAGCAGGAUUAGAUGUUGAUUUUCAUCUGCUGUCUCCAAAAGGUGAAACUCUAGUUUUUGAUGAAAGAAAAUCAGAUGGAGUUCACACGGUGGAAACAGAAGAUGGGGAUUACAUGUUCUGCUUUGACAACACAUUCAGUACCAUUUCUGAAAAGGUGAUUUUCUUUGAACUGAUCCUGGACAAUAUGGGAGAAGACGGACAGGAUCAGGAAGACUGGAAGAAGUACGUUACAGGCACAGAUCUCCUAGAUAUGAAAUUGGAAGACAUUCUGGAAUCCAUCAACAGUGUCAAAGCCAGAUUAAGCAAAAGUGUCCAGAUUCAGACCCUGCUGAGAGCGUUCGAGGCUCGUGACCGGAAUAUACAAGAGAGCAACUUUGACAGAGUGAAUUUCUGGUCCAUGGUCAACUUGGGAGUAAUGGUGGUGGUAUCAGCUGUUCAGGUUUACAUGCUGAAAAGUCUUUUUGAAGAUAAGAGGAAAAGUAGAACUUAAUAUUCAGUAUAAGUAUAACAACGUAACAGGUAUGUGGGGGAGGGGGAGCAAUAAACUAUUACAGUAAAGACAAAAAAAAAAAAAGAGAAAAACAUGACCUUUCAGAUUAUUUUGAACAGGCAGGUUUUCAAUUCAUGUUGGGCUUUUUGGUUGUUAUAUGGUGGUGGUCCUGUUUUGGUAUUGUUUUUUUAAAACGAACAGAAUGCCUUGCCCCGAGCUCUUCCGUUUUUGUAAGUGCUACUAACAAUAUUUUUUUUUUGUACUUGUAGCAUUUGUUAAUGAUUGUUAAUAACUAACUUAUGCAUAGUGCACAGGAUGCUUGGUGCAUAUGCAAAGCAAUGUUAGUACUGUCAUUUUUUUCACAUUCACGUAAAACUUAAAAUGGUAACUUAAACAUUGGUUUAUUUGCUGUUAAAAAUUGGGUGAAUGUACAUGAAUUUACAGGAUUGGGGCCCACAGGGGUAGUCUGUAGUAACUGUCAUUUAUCUUCAAAGUCACGUGUUUUUAAAAAUUCUCAACUUUUGUUGUACAGUGUCAUGGAGAAACACUGGGCUAACGUUGUGAGAACAAAAUGAGAACUCUUUUUAUAUAGCUGACUAACAUCUGCACUUUAAAAAAGCAUCAACGAUGUGAAAUUAAAUCAGUGUUGAAAAGAAUCAGAUAAUAUAGGUGCAAUUCCUGUUCAUAAAUAGUUCUGUCCUGUAGUUGUACAACCCUAUUUUCCUUUUUGGCUGUUACAUGAGAUACAGGAGACAAGUGACUAUAUGGUAUACAAACAAAUGCACACACACAUUGAAGUAUGGUUUGCAAACUGUUAGUUACUGUAACCUCAUGUAAUAGAUAAUUUUAAGAUGUUAUUUCUCAUAUUAUUCUUUCCCUUUAAUAAAGGGAAGGGUGUCACAGUAUGUGAAAGCAUUACCUUAACUUUAAUUUUUGUAGUCUCAAAAUUUCUCUUAUUUGUCAAUUUAUUUUUGUUAGGUUUUGUCUACUAUGCAUAUGACUAAUGCAGCAGUUAAUAGAAUGACCUACAUAGGCAUGAAAAACCAAAGCUGUUCACCUGAACUUUCCCUUUUUGCUCACCCUCACAAGUCUUUUAGCUGUGUAAGUACACUCAGUUCCUAUGAGCAGUGUUUCUAUAUCUAGCUAUUUAUAUGGGUAAGGCAUGAAUUACAUAAGCAAUAAAUACAGGCUUCAAAUUUUAGGAUCAACUGAAUAUGUAAUAUCACUUAACUAAGGUAGAGCUAUCCUCAAAUCAGUAAUCUCUGAUUUCUAGAUGAAGUGGCUUUUAAUGGUGUAGUGAGGGUGUGGGGAAGUUUUUCCAGAACCCCUGGUGUGUGAGAAUUAACAUUUUUUUAAUAGUUCAACGUCUGUCAUUUUUACAAUGUGCCAAGUCACUGAAAUUUCCUGUAUAAAUGUGUUAAACUACAUUUCGUCACAAAAGUGUUUUAUAAAAAGGGUACGUAUUAGUGUUCUGUCUGUUCUUGGGUCAUCUGGGUAUGAACAGCAGAACUGCCGCUUUGAAACUUUAAUUAAAAAUUAUUUUAUGGAGAUAAAACAGGGUUAAUAGAUACAUGAAGAAACACUUAGUUCAAAUGAAGCAGAUGCUAGCAAGGGCUACAGUACAUAAAAACAGCACUUCAGCUUCAGACAAUGGGACCUAGCAAUAAUAUUUCUAAGUAGUUUUUAUAAGUAAAGGUAUUAUUCCUUAUGGAACUUGUUAUAGAGGGCUCCAGAGGCUGUUGAGUUACUUUUUCUUUCUGCAAAGUUGUGUCCAAAGUAAGAAUGUUUACCUUAACGGUUCUGCUUCCCCUCCCCCCACAAUGAUGCUUUCUAUUCUGAACUGCCUGGAAUGAGAAAGCUUAUUUCUGUGAUUAAAACAAAGUCUAGGAAAAAUUAAUUCUUUCUGCUAGAGUGGCAAAUAAUACUUUUCUGCCAUUUCCCUGUACAGCUCCCAGUAACAAUAUACCAUGUAUCUAGGUCAGGGCAUAAGCCAAAGCUCCCUGAAGUCAACUUCCAAGGUUUUGAUCAGGUCCCUGCAGGACAGGUAAAUAAGAUUCUUAGGGCUUUGCCCCUUCUGCUAGAAGAGGAGAUCUAUCUUCACUUGCCUCACCUAAGUGUGAUGCUACAAACCAUCUGCAAAAUACUGAACCAGCUCUGCGAAGCUGUGACUAAGACAUCUACCUCUCCUAUCAAAGCUACUACAUGCCAGAUUUCAGCUUAGACCUCCCACAGAUGAGCUUUGCCACGUCUUCCAAGGGCACCUCAAGAGAGUAGGUUCCCUCGCUGCUCUGCUGUGCCUCUCUGACAGUGGUUAUACAUCCAGCGGCAAAACAGUGUGGUGUAUUAGCUUAAGCUGCUACUGAAUGGAGACUUCUCUGAUCAAAGAACUGAACUGCAGCAGUUUCUGUGAUUACAAAUAGCAGUCUCUGGUAGAAAGAAAAUAAUGCAACAAUUGUCAGCAGAGUUCACCAGGAAGAAAUUAAUAUUUUGCAACUAAGAGCUCUGACUAUUUUUUCCCCAUUCAAGGUUCAUUAUAGAAAACAAAAUGGAAUAAUUAUAAAGGUAACUGCGCUUUGACUUUGGCAGCUGGAAUAUGUUUGUUAUACGUGAAAGAUCUGGCAUUUAAACUUGCAGCAAAAUAAAAUGUCAUCUGGAUUUUGAAGAGUAGGUUGCUUUCAAUUGUAUAAAAUUUACAAAGGAAAAUAUAAAUCUACCUUUUUUAUUCAAAAUUAAAUGUUUUAAGACUUGCGGAUGUUGAAUAAAGUUAUGCAAAACUCUUGAGAUUUUCAAUAAAUUAAGUUUAAACCUG